This is a messenger RNA of Thrips palmi, 1756 nucleotides long. RefSeq names its product actin-related protein 2/3 complex subunit 1A-B (gene Arpc1). Gene Ontology annotation, biological process: Arp2/3 complex-mediated actin nucleation. The coding region runs from base 193 to 1326 and encodes 377 amino acids. The record is from RefSeq and is a predicted model, not a curated record. Gene Ontology annotation, molecular function: actin filament binding. The transcript is spliced from 9 exons. Gene Ontology annotation, cellular component: actin cytoskeleton; Arp2/3 protein complex. NCBI's taxonomy places the organism in Eukaryota, Metazoa, Arthropoda, Insecta, Thysanoptera, Thripidae.
CGAGAGAUCGUUCGUUGCCUCCCUCCCGGCUGUCAGUCGGUCAAAUCAACAUAAAUUUUCAGUGAUUUACAGGAAUUCGUGUAGACGGACCAGAGUCCGCGAAUUCCUGAUCACUUUUUAUGAAGUGAGUCUUAUUUUGGCGUGCUCUAACAUUUUCGCUUGCUUUUGCUUUGCCUUUCAUUUCGUUGAAAAAUGACUGAAAGAUUCAGCUUUGGAGUCUACCCAAUAACUUGUCAUGCUUGGAAUAAAGAUCGCUCUCAAGUAGCACUUUCCCCAAACAAUCACGAAGUGCACAUCUAUAAGCGAGAAGUUAAUGAAUGGAGACUAAUCAAUGUUCUCAACCAACAUGAUCUUCGAGUGACAGGAAUUGAUUGGGCUCCCAACACCAACCGAAUUGUAACUUGCGCUGCGGAUCGGAAUGCAUAUGUGUGGAGUCAAGGACCUGAUGGUAACUGGAAGCCAACAUUGGUUUUACUUCGUAUCAAUCGAGCUGCCACUUGUGUGAAAUGGUCUCCAUUUGAAAACAAGUUUGCUGUUGGUUCUGGUGCACGACUCAUUUCAGUCUGCUAUUUUGAGAAGGAGAAUGACUGGUGGGUGUCAAAACAUAUUAAGAAGCCCAUAAGAUCAACUGUUACUUCAUUGGAUUGGCAUCCCAACAAUUUGGUGCUGGUAGCUGGACUGACAGAUUUCCGAGUUAGAGUAUUUUCUGCUUACAUUAAAUUGUUGGAAGAACCAAAUGAUGAUGGCAAUCCUUGGUGCAAGAAGGGGGGCAACCCUGGAAGCCUGGGAACACUUUUAGCGGAGUUCACAAAUUCACCAUCAGGAGGUGGUUGGAUACAUGGAGUUAGCUUCUCAGGUGACGGCAACCGCAUUUGUUGGGUUGGCCAUGAUUCUUCCAUUUCUGUAGCUGAUGCAAGUCGUGCAAUGGCUGUAGUUAAACUGCGGACUGAGUUCCUACCCUUUAACACAUGCACUUGGGUGGGACCGAACAGUAUUGUUGUGGCCGGUCAUAACUGUUGUCCUCUCUUGUACACUUAUGACCAAUCGGGUCAGCUAUCUUACACUUGCAAGUUGGACACUUCUCAGAGGAAAGAAGCUGCUGGUCUAAGUGCUAUGGCCAAAUUCCAGAGUUUGGACCGUCAAGCUCGCAUUGAAAAUGACACUGCCUUGGAAACAGUGCAUCAAAAUGCUAUCACAUGUUUGGUUCUGUACUCUGGCUCCAAAGGUGCAGUUAACAAGUUCAGCACCACUGGUGUGGAUGGGCAACUUGUCAUUUGGGACAUGAAUCUUCUUGAGAAAGGCAUUCAAAAUAUGCGGCUCAAUUAGUAUGGAUACUUACUGAAGCUGUGAUUAAGAAAUUCCAUUUUAAAGCCACAAAUGUUAUUAACAAUAUAAUUUGUUCAAAGGAAGUGCCUGGCAGAACCUUCCUUGGCAUUGUUAUUAUAUAAGUUGAAUCAAUUGAGGUAGUUCUUAAAAUUGCUACUUGUCAAAUUUGCAUUUCUACACAUAUAAGGGUGGACGUGGCUUCAGAAUGAGUUCUUCAGCAAUUUUACUCUUGUUUGUAUAGUGCUUUCACUUAUAACCUGAAAUACCAUAGCCAUGGUUUACUGAUUUAUUUUGUAAGAAAUAGUGUGUUUUCCUGUUUUUUGGAGUUUCAUUUCAUUUCUGAACUUGAGUAUUUUUAUGCGAGUGUUCAGAUUGAACUAAUGAUGUUCUGUUUAUAUUAAUAAAUUGUUGAAUAUAUUGACCAGUCUAA